UUUAUGAUAAAUCCGAUGGAUUCAAUCCGAUUGAUAACUUACAGUGCAACAUUUUUGGUAGGGACGGCACUAAUUGGCGGUUCCAUCCACUUUUUCCGAUGUAAUAGUGCAGACAGUUUAAAAUAUCCGAAUGGAUCAGUUCUCGGCUACUAUUGCCCAGUCGUCAACGAGUCUGCUGCAGCCGCAAUUAUAGAAGAAAUUGAAAAACAAGACAAAUAUUACGACGAAAAAGAUGACGCCGUUCCUGACACGUUUCUUCGUUUAGGUAAACAUGACGUGUAUAUGGAUCAAAUAACGCUAUCUGGCUUUUCUUCUGGAGCGACGUUUGCUCAGCAAAUGUUCAUCUCACACUCGGCUUUGUUCACAGGAAUAGCGUCAUUUUCUCAUGCAUACUACCGAUGUGGACCCGGAAACGGGAGGGAGGCAGAUUAUGACAAUGCCUGCACAACAAUUGGAACCAAUCAAAGUUAUAAUCUUGACAAUGCUCUUGACGAUAUUCGAUCUUAUGAGCAGAGGAGACUUAUCGACAGCACGGGGAAUUUGAGAAACAAAAAAUUAUAUGUUUAUGCAGGAGCUAGAAGCCAGAUAUUUAGUCUUGAUCAAAGCUUGGGUGCUGUAAGCAUUUUUGAACCAUUUAUAAAGAGUUCAAAAUAUAUUAAGACCGUCGUUCAAGAUGCGACUCAAUUGCUGCCCAGCGACAAAUUUGGUGCACCUUGUACAAUGUCCGCGGAACAGAAUUUCUUUAUUGGAAAUUGUGGAUUUUCUGGAGCUGCAGAUUCGUUGAGUUUCCUUCUUGGAGACGCUAUUCGACAACCAGGACACAGUACAAGAGCAAGACAUCAGCAACUCCUUACUUUCGACCAAACCGAAUUCUUUUACGGCUACAAUGGUCCAGAAUACAUGGAUUCCAAAGGAUUCAUUUACGUGCCAAGACAUUGUCACAGGCAGCGAUGCUAUUUGCAUUUUUACUUCCAUGGUUGUCUUUCUGGAAGAGAGUUCAAUGGGACUGAUCACAUAGUUAACUCUGGGUUCUUAGAAGUCGCCGAAGCAAAUAAUCUCAUCGUUGUCUUUCCCCAAGCUUGGAGCAGCAUGCCCGAAAACAUGAUUGGGUGUUGGGACACGUAUGGAUUGACAUCAAGCUUAUAUGCCACGAGACAAGGUCCGCAGAUCACCGUGAUCAGAAAUAUGCUUUCAAGACUUUUAGGAAUGGACAAUGAAGUGCCUGAUGUGCCUGAUCACGCUGUCAAAAUACGAGAACGAGAACCACUCGGAAUUGAGUUUGAAAUUGUUAAGGGACGAGAAGUAUACUUGAGAUAACAUGAAAGAGCUUAUCCUAUAUGAUGUAAAUUUUGUGUCAUUAAUUAAUGUUUGCCAGUCAAUUUAGUCUACAAUAAUACAUUUUAGAGCUUGCAUCAAAUACACAAAUGUAAAAAUUAAUAAAUAAGAAAAGAAGUA
Messenger RNA from Folsomia candida, 1455 nucleotides. RefSeq lists its product as uncharacterized. NCBI's taxonomy places the organism in Eukaryota, Metazoa, Arthropoda, Collembola, Entomobryomorpha, Isotomidae. The coding region runs from base 4 to 1317 and encodes 437 amino acids. The transcript is spliced from 8 exons. The record is from RefSeq and is a predicted model, not a curated record.